AUGGAGAUUCACGUCUUAUUGUUUCAGAUACCAGGUCGAUGCGCUCAUAGGCACGGUCACGAUAUAUCCACUGAAACUCCCGAACUCUUGGAAGUACGACAUGACAACACAACGCAUCAUGGAAAGGAACGCGGUGGUUGGUCACAAUGGAGCGAAUGGUCGCUUUGCUCCCGCACUUGUGACGGUGGUGUAUCAAGACAGCUACGUACAUGCUCCUCACCGGCUGGAUGUCGCGGCGAGCCGGUCCGAUAUAAGAUAUGUAAUAUGCAGCCCUGCCGAGGUAACAUCACACUGUUAGAAGACGAUGUGUGGAGAGAACAACAAUGCAGCGCUCACGACAGCACUCCAUACGGAGGGGAGCUUUUCCACUGGACAUCACAUCGCGACGAUGCUGAACCUUGCGCCUUAACCUGCAGGGGCACGCCACAGCACUCUGGUCAAAGACCAGAACCGACGGUGUCCUUGGACGACGAUGAUCGGGUGGUGGUAGCGGUGCUUGCUGCGCGGGUGUCGGACGGAACACGGUGUCGACCUGGCAGUUUGGACAUGUGCAUUGACGGUCGAUGCCAGUUCAUUACACUUGAGAGUUCUGAAACUGAUUUUGUAAAACCUUACAGCAACCAUUUUGAAUUUCUAUAUUCAAAAGAUCCUGACCGCCUUUCUCAAGUGCCUCUUUGUUUAUAA
Molecule: messenger RNA, 684 nt
Organism: Parnassius apollo (apollo)
Lineage: Eukaryota; Metazoa; Arthropoda; Insecta; Lepidoptera; Papilionidae
Source: the annotation of a GenBank genome assembly